AUGAAAAAUAAUAAAGGAAGUAGAAGCAUUUCAUCAUCAGAUUCAAGUUAUCAAAAACAAUGUGAUAAUUAUUUCAAUUAGGGGUAGAUAAAGAGUUUUUAAUAAAAGAAGGUAUAUAAUAUUGAAAUGAACUUGAAAGAAGCUUAAAGUUUAGAAGAUUAAGUAUGUGAAAAUAAAGUAGAUGCUAUGGAAUAAGAAUAGAUUGAUAUAGAUGCUAAGAAAGAAGAAUAUAAAAAUAGCAUUAAACUAAAUAUUUUUGCAAGAUAGCAUAAUAUAUAAUUAGAUGAAUAAAGUUAAAUUAUGCCAGUAGUUAUAUAACUUUAGUCUAUAAAAGAAUAAAAAACAUUUAAUAGAGCAAACAUAGAUCUUAUUUGUGUAGUUGAUGUAAGUGGUUCAAUGGAAGGUGAGAAAAUAAAAUUAGUACAAAAUUCAUUGAGAUAUAUAUAAAAAAUCCUAAAGCCUGAAGAUAGAAUUGCAUUAGUUUCAUUUGCAAGUUCAGCUUAUGUAAAUUUAGCUUGGACUAGAAAUCUUCCUGAAAAUAAAAAAAAAAUAAAGAAAGCAAUAAAAAGUAUGAAAAUAAGAGAUUCUACAAAAAUUGCUGAUGGCUUUGAUUUAGGAGUAAGAAUGAUUAGAGAUAGAAAAUAUAAAAAUUAAAUAACUAACAUGUUUAUUUUGAGUGAUGGUGUUGAUGAUGAUAAAGGUGCAGAUUANCAAUUAUAUUAUUGCUAUAAAUCGUCUUAUCAUGUCUAAAUUUUUAUUUCUUAGAUUUUUUUUGAAAUGUUAAAUUAUUUAUUCAAGAAAUAUUUAACAAAAUCUUAUUACUGUGAUUAAAAUUGA
Molecule: messenger RNA, 837 nt
Organism: Paramecium sonneborni
Lineage: Eukaryota; Ciliophora; Oligohymenophorea; Peniculida; Parameciidae
Source: the annotation of a GenBank genome assembly